UGACACAGCUAUUGGUGUACAUCUCAAAAGCUGCACACGGAGGGAGCCACCCACAGGCACUCGCGCGGCUCCUUCUGGGAGUUGUAGUUCUAGCUGCUCCGUUCCCGGGCUGGCGCCGUCCGGACUCCGCGUACCAGCAUUCCCUGCGCGCGCAUUGGAGCACUUCCGCCCUGUUGUGAACCUUGAGCAGUCUCUCUCCCAAAGGCCUCUUGAGAGACACAACAUAGAUGCAGGAAGUCAUUGAACGAGGACAACACAGCUGAAGCAAGGCAUACAAGCCAGUCAAUGGCUGUGGCUCUGGAAUCUGAGGCCCAAGCCUCUCCCUCACCAGAAUCUCAGAACCUCCUGAUUGUGAAACUGGAAGAGGACUCAUGGGGAUCAGAACACAAACCCCAGAAGGACUGUGAUCCUAUCUCUGGUCCCGAGGCUUCCCGCCAGCGCUUUAGGCAGUUCAAAUACAGGGAUGCAGCUGGACCCCAUGAGGCCUUCAGCCAGCUCUGGGCUCUCUGCUGUCAUUGGCUGAGGCCAGAGAUCCGCCUCAAAGAACAGAUCCUAGAGCUGCUGGUGCUAGAGCAGUUCCUGACCAUCUUACCCCAGGAGAUGCAGAGCUGGGUGCAGGCACACCACCCUGAGAGUGGGGAGGAGGCAGUGGCCCUGGUGGAGGAUUGGCAACGAGAGGCCCAAGCUGCCCAGCAGCAGGAACUAGAGUGGGGUGUAGAAGAGACCAAAUCAUUAAAGGCAGCACAAGAAUCUCAGUGCUUCCAGCUGCAGCCAACAGAUCACAGGCCUGGGGGACAAUCGCAGAAGCAGUGGGUAAAGAAUUCAUGCUCUGACCUCCCUGCGCAUCUAAAUGCCAAGAUGGCAUCACGUCUCUUAAAAGAGAGUGCUGCCUUCACUCCUCGAGUCCCUGCUCUUCCAAAAAUGGGUAGUGUUGGAGAUUGGGAGGUGACAGCUGAGUCCCAGGAAGUCCCAGGCCCUGGCAAGCAUGAUGAGAAGAAGUUCUGCAAGGACCCCACAGGAGAUGAUUGCGUCAAUAGCCUGUGUCUGAGAGUUCCAAUUUUGAAACCAAGUGUCACUUCACAGCUAGAGCAAGGACCAGAAUUAUGGGAUGUAAACCUAAUAAAUUCUGUGAAAAAGAGUACUGCUGAUUACAGACUGGAUAAUGAACCAACAAAGCCAGCUCAGGUCUUAAAGGACUCUAGAGCCUGGGAAGAACAAUGCCAAUGGGAUGUGGAGGACGUGAAAGUGUCAGGUGUUCACUGGGGCUACGAGGAGACCAAGACUUUCCUGUCAAUCUUGAGCGAGUCUCCUUUUUCGGAAAAGCUUCGGACUUGUCACCAGAACCGCCAGGUGUAUCGGGCUAUUGCUGAGCGGUUAAGGGCACGGGGUUUCCUGCGGACACUCGAACAGUGUCGCUACAGGGUCAAAAACCUCCUACGGAAUUACCGGAAAGCCAAGAGCAGCCACCCACCAGGGACAUGCCCUUUCUAUGACGAACUGGAAGCCCUGAUGAGGGCUCGAACAGCCAUCAGAGUCACUGGUGGCUCAGCAGAGGCUGUGACACUCCCCAGGCUGGGGGAUAGUGAUGCUGAGAUGGAUGAGCAUGAGGAAGGUGGCUGGGAGCCUGAAGAAACAACAGAAGACUGUAAUAGUGCUGGCGUGGCUACUGAUGAGUCUGCCCAGGGGCCUAAGAUUGCAGGUGGCCCAGCACUACUCCAGAGUCGUAUUGCAGGUGUGCACUGGGGAUAUGAGGAGACCAAGGCUUUCCUGGCAAUUCUCAGUGAGUCUCCAUUCUCUGAAAAGCUUUGUACCUGUCAUCAGAACAGCCAGGUAUAUCGGGCCAUUGCAGAGCGACUGUGUGCACUGGGUUUCCUGCGGACACUGGAGCAAUGUCGCUACAGAUUCAAAAACCUCCUUCGAAGCUACCGGAAAGCCAAGAGCAGCCACCCACCAGGGACGUGCCCCUUCUAUGAGGAGCUGGACUCACUCAUGAGGGCUCGGACUGCAGUCAGAGCCAUGGAGACUGUCAGGGAGGCAAUGGGUCUUCCUAGGUCUGGGCAGAACAGUACUGAGACAGAUGACCAGGAAGCCUGGAGUGAGAUGGCAGAUGAAGAUGCCGUCAAACCUCCAACCCCAUGUCCUAAAACUCCAGACACUGGUUUUGAGUGGAGGCAUAAGGAUGAAGACCAGAUUUCAGAGCAGGACAUUUUUGAGGAUUUAUCGGGAGCCUUACCAAAAUAUACUACAGAGGCUAUUUAUUCCCCUCAUGACUGGGGAGAAGACAGUGAAAAUGAAAAUGAAGGUGAAGGGGUAUGGGGCAGUCUUUCACAAGAGCAGUGGGAAGAGUGUUCUGAGGAGGAUUUAGAAAAACUCAUUGAUCAUCAAGGCCUGUACCUUGCAGAGAAACCCUACAAGUGUGAUACAUGUGUGAAAAGCUUCAGUAGGAGCUCCCACUUCAUUGCCCACCAGCGGAUCCACACAGGGGAGAAACUUUAUGCAUGCCUUGAAUGUGGAAAAAGCUUUAGUGACCGCUCUAACCUCAAUAUACAUCAGAGAAUCCACACUGGAGAGAAGCCCUACAGAUGCCUUGAAUGUGGAAAAAGCUUUAGUGAUCACUCCAAUCUUAUCACCCACCAGAGAAUCCACAUGGGAGAAAAGCUCUAUAAAUGUGGAGAGUGCUGGAAAAGCUUUAAUCAGAGCUCAAACCUUCUGAAACAUCAGAGGGUCCAUUUGGGAGGAAGUCCUGAACCCUACAGUGAGACUAGAGAAAACACUGGUCAAAGCCUAUCUGUUAGUGCUCACUGGAGGAAUUCCACAGAGGAGACAACUGAGCCAUCUCAGAAUAUUGGGACACACUUGAGCUUUCCUGCACCCCACGGUACUAACUCAGGGGAGAAACUGUAUCAGUGCUCUGAAUGUGGAAGAUGCUUCUCAAAGAGCUCUGCCCUCAUUAGUCACCAAAGAAUCCAUACAGGAGAGAAACCUUACGAGUGUGCUGAGUGUGGGAAAAGCUUCAGUAAGAGUUCCACCCUGGCCAACCACCAGCGAACCCACACUGGAGAAAAACCAUAUAAGUGUGUGGACUGCGGGAAGUGCUUCAGUGAGCGUUCCAAGCUCAUCACCCACCAGAGAGUACACACAGGAGAGAAGCCCUACAAAUGCCCAGAGUGUGGAAAGUACUUCCGAGAUCGUUCUAACCUCAUCACUCACCAGAGGAUUCACACGGGAGAGAAGCCCUAUAAGUGCAGAGAGUGUGGGAAAUGCUUUAACCAGAGCUCCAGUCUUAUUAUUCAUCAGAGAAUCCACACUGGGGAGAAACCCUACAAGUGCACAGAGUGUGGCAAAGACUUCAACAACAGCUCCCACUUUAGUGCCCACCGGAGAACCCACACAGGUGGCAAACCAUUGUAGGAGACUCUUAACCCCCAACAAAAGAGUGAUACAUGUAUAUUUAUAUCUCCCCAGGUCAUGAAACCUAAAUUAGCAAGAAAUCUUUCAGUUUUUAAGCUUGAUGUAUAAGCAGAGAAGUUUUGGUAAAAUCCAGGUAAUUUGAAAGUGAAUUGCAAAUACUAAGGAUCCAGAUUUGAAGGCACUUUGUUUCUCAAGUGUAAUUUUUUUUUCCUGUUAAAAUUUCCCAUAUAAUCCUCAGGCUAUCCUUAUACCUGCUGUUGUAUAGGAGCUUUAUCAGUAUUUGAGCCAGACUGGUGACUUAGGGGACUGGAGUUAAAUCAGUGGCUGGAGCAGUGAUUUUAGACUCUGCUGUGCCUUGACACUGCCUAUAUGUGCAAAACCCCUUCCCACCAUCUCUCACACAUCACAUUUUGCAGUCAGGGCAUUUCCUCACAGGAGACUGGUGAGAGAGGGGCAUAACUGAAAAUCAGUGGCCAAGAAUAGUCCACCAUGAGCUUAGCAAUGAGUAGGAACAACAGUGACAUCGUUACAAAAUUGUUAUUCAUAAUAGCAAAAAUACUUGGUAUUGAGCAUUUGCUUUUUGGCAGGCUAUGAGUAUUAUCUCAUUUAAUCCUGGUGACAGCUCCAGGAGAUAACUAUCAAUUUUCUACUCAUCUCCCUGGAGAAAACUGAGGCUUAAGAAAGUUACUUGUAUUGGCCACAUAGCUGAAAAUGAGAGAGGCAGAAUUCAGCUAGAUCUCUGUGUUUCCAGGGUCUGAGAUGCUUUCAGUGUCCCCUGAGUUCCCUUUUGUGUAAGGACAAGUAACUCAGGUACCAAGGUCUCAAAAUGUGAUACUUAAUAAAUUAUCUUUAUGUCAAAUAUGGUAACCAAGAAUUCCUAAAGAUGAAAGGACUUGAAAUGUUUAUAAUUUGUUGUAAUGCUUUGAGUGAGGCUGAGCUAUUAUCAAAGUGCUGGGUGUGAGUUUCCAUUUUUGUAGUAAUAUGCCUGAGAGAUAUAGAUGGGUUGAAACUGAGGAGAGUAUGUAGCCAAAGUGAUGUGUCUUCCAAUAAAUAGUGCUUUCGCUAUGGAA
This is a messenger RNA of Cavia porcellus (domestic guinea pig), 4481 nucleotides long. It is a transcript of the gene Zscan20, whose product is annotated as zinc finger and SCAN domain containing 20. Gene Ontology annotation, cellular component: nucleoplasm. The coding region runs from base 286 to 3411 and encodes 1041 amino acids. The record is from RefSeq and is a predicted model, not a curated record. Gene Ontology annotation, molecular function: RNA polymerase II cis-regulatory region sequence-specific DNA binding; DNA-binding transcription repressor activity, RNA polymerase II-specific. The transcript has 8 exons. Gene Ontology annotation, biological process: regulation of transcription by RNA polymerase II. NCBI's taxonomy places the organism in Eukaryota, Metazoa, Chordata, Mammalia, Rodentia, Caviidae.